GCCGUUUCUGUGGCAACGCCCGGAAGGGGCGUUCCGAGGCGGCCUCGGGGUCGGAAAUGACGCUGCGUCUGGCGCGGAGGCGGUGGAGCCGGGCCGGAGCCAUGUCAGCGGGUGGCGGAGGGCAGCGCGACGCUGGGGCCGCUGGCGGGCGCCGCAGUAAGUGGGACCAGCCCGGCCCGGCCCCCGCCUUCCUUCUCCCCGGCACGGCGCCGCUGCCCGGGCGCCCCUUCCCCGGUGGCGGAGAUGGGGGCUCCGCUGUGGCGGGCUCGGAGAGUUCCGCUGCCCCCUCGGGAGCGCUGGAUGCGGCCGCGGCCGUGGCCGCGAAAAUCAACGCGAUGUUAAUGGCCAAAGGGAAGCUCAAGCCGGCGCCCAACACGGCGGACAAGCUGCAGGCUCUGGGAAAAGGUCCGGCUACAAGUAAAAGCAAAGAUGACCUUGUGGUGGCAGAGGUAGAAAUCAAUGAUGUGCCCCUCACAUGCAGAAACCUGCUGACAAGAGGACAGACUCAGGAUGAGAUAAGCCGACUGAGUGGAGCAGCUGUCUCUACUCGAGGGAGAUUUAUGACUGCAGAAGAGAAAGCAAAAGUGGGACCCGGAGAUCGUCCAUUGUAUCUUCAUGUCCAGGGUCAGACACGGGAAUUGGUUGACAGAGCUGUUAAUCGAAUUAAAGAGAUAAUUACUAAUGGAGUAGUAAAAGCAGCCACAGGUUCUAGUCCAACGUUCAACGGAGCUACAGUUACUGUCUAUCACCAGCCAGCCCCUAUUACUCAGUUGUCUCCAGCAGUUGGCCAAAAACCUCCAUUCCAGUCAGGGAUGCAUUAUGUUCAGGACAAGUUAUUUGUUGGUCUGGAACAUGCUGUACCUACAUUUAAUGUGAAGGAGAAGGUGGAAGGGCCUGGUUGCUCCUACUUGCAGCACAUUCAAAUUGAAACGGGUGCCAAAGUCUUUCUUCGUGGGAAGGGCUCAGGUUGCAUAGAACCGGCAUCAGGCAGAGAAGCUUUUGAACCCAUGUACAUAUAUAUCAGUCACCCAAAGCCAGAAGGUUUGGCAGCUGCUAAAAAGCUGUGUGAGAAUCUAUUGCAAACUGUUCAUGCUGAAUACUCCCGAUUCGUGAAUCAGAUAACCACUGCAGUACCCUUAGCAGGCUUUACACAGCCUGCCGCUUUAAAUAGCGUACCUUCCCAGCCGUCGUAUUACCCUUCCAAUGGAUAUCAGUCUGGUUAUCCUGUUGUUCCCCCUCCUCAACAACCAGUUCAGCCACCAUAUGGUGUACCAGGCAUAGUACCACCAGCAGUGCCAUUGGCACCUGGAGUCUUAACAACGCUACCUACAGGAGUUCCGCCUGUGCCAACACAGUAUCCAAUAUCUCAAGUACAACCUCCAGCCAGCACUGGCCAGAGUCCACUGAGCAGUCCUUUUCUUCCUGCUGCCCCAGUAAAAACAACCAUGCCAACUGGUACACAGCCACAAGUCCAACCCCAUCCCCAAGGUCAAAAGAGACGCUUCACUGAGGAACUACCAGAUGAGAGAGAGUCAGGACUACUGGGAUACCAGGUACAGGCUUCUCCAGUCAGAGUGAAAUCGAUGGAGCCGGGUCGAAGCCAGCAAGUUCCUCAGGAAAGGAGAGAGAGAGGGACAGGCAGUUGAUGCCUCCGCCAGCUUUUCCUGUCACUGGGAUGAAAUCAGAACCUGAAGAAAGAAAUGGUGCUGGGUCCUUACCAGGCAACCAUGGUGAGUGCAAUGAAUAAAAUAUACUUGUAAGUCAGGUUUCCUUUCCCAAAUGAGUUUGUGCUGGUCUUAACAUUUGUUUAAAUGGGUGAUUUUUUUUUUUUUUCCUUCCUGUUCUUUAUACCACAUUAAGUGAAAAGCGGGUUGCAUUGCACUGCUCUAAAACACAUUCUAUGUGAUUAUAUACACAUGAUGCUUCUCUUACAACUUUAAUAAAUAUCUGUAUUAGGACAGUGUAAUUAUGUGAAGGACUAAAGAUUGGGUAUUUUUGACCCAUCAGUCAGCCAGGGCACAGAAUUUUAUAGGAUUGUUUUGUAACAUAGAUAUGGUGUGGCUUUACAUUGUGAACAGCUAUCUCUAGAGGCACUAAGGAGUAUCGGUGGGAGUAAUGGUUCAGGUGUGUAUUUACAGACAUGAGUUAUGUCUGCAAACAACAGAAGUGCUGUCAGAUUUCAUCCUUUCAUAGGGCUGUCAAACAUCAAGUAUUUGCAACUUGGUAAAACACGUAAUCAUUUUAACUCUCCUAGCAGUUUGGGCCUUUCAGGUCUGCAGGUACAUCAUGUUAGCCUGUUUAACCUUAGUUUUUCUGCAGUUUUGGUCCCAGAGAUUGCUCUACUGUUAGCUUUCUUUUGAACAAAGUUUCUACUUUUCUUUACGUAUUUAUCUCUUUAACGGUGAAAUUGACAUCACUUAGACCCAUUUGCUAACUUUACCUUUUUUGUGUGUUUCUUUCUUCUUUCUCUGUUCUCUUACAUGGUUCUGAUGGAUCACAUGUGCUGUUGCUGGUGCUGUUUCGUGUGGCCUUCGACCUUGGAUGACCAUUGGCCUUGUGACCUCAAAAUGGUGUCCAACUAACAAUUUGCAAUUAACGUCUUUUUUUAUUAACUCGUUUUUGGGCAUUUUAUCUUUUUAUUUUUCCUUCUUGUGGGUUGGGGGGGUUGUUUUGUUUUCCCCUCCUAGAUCAUCAAGCUAAGAAGAUGAAAACUGCAGAAAAGGGCUUUGGAUUAGUGGCAUAUGCUGGAGAUUCAUCAGAUGAAGAGGAGGAACAUGGUGGCCAUAAAAACGCAAGUACUUUUUCACAGGGAUGGAGUUUGGGAUACCAGUACCCUUCCUCACAACAGCGAGCAAAACAACAGAUGCCAUUUUGGAUGGCACCAUAAAAGCUGCAGAAGAGUUUUCAUUCAUCUUUUUUUCCCCUCUAGCAAUAAUGCAUGUAUAUUACAGAAUGAACUUUGCAAAUACACAUUGUUUUUACAUUUGCAGAAGCUAAAGAUUGAGUAUUCCCCCUUGAAAGGGCUCCAUUAUUUUUAAAAUCCUUAUUUCUGCAGUGAAUUUGUCAAAAAAAAGAAAAAAAAAAAAAAGUACUCUGACAGGGCUAGUCCCUUAUACAAUAGGGGAAGUACUGUUAAGAGAAACUAGGGAAGCCUGUCAGUCUGCGUUUCCCAUUUUUCCAGGAUAAUUAAAAUGGAAAGUCAGUCAUGCUGACUUCAUUCUACACCUGAUGUUUGUAUUUUAUUGAGUGUUCCUGCUGUUAGCCUGUGCUUGCAGUCCUGUUGAGCUAAUGGUGACCCUGGCUUCAAUGUUUGGACUUUCAACAAAGGAAAGGAAUAUACAGUAGUUCUGAAAAACUUGAGGAUCACAUUUUCUAAAACUCUUAAUUUGUUUUUACUUCAAGCAUCUCCUGUAACUCAACACUGUUUUUUAUUUAAAAUGUGGUUUUACUAACCCCACAACUUCUCGUUCUAGCCAGAUGUCGGGGCGGGGGGAUGCUCGGUUUUUUGGAUGGGUUCAUCUUGCUGCUAAUCCCCACGUGCACACGGCGCUGUAGCACUGGUACUUAAUCUUCUCUGAUCACCCCUGGAUUUGUUCCCAUUCAGCAGUUCAGACGGGACUCCUUCUCAUGAGGUUCGCCCCCAUCUCUUAACUCAUUCACUCACUUGAUUCUACCCCCUUCUGUUCCAUGGUGAUUUAACAAAGAAAAGGCAAGCAGCAGCCAGGUCGACGUGGCGCCCGUGACCGGAGCGCAGGCCUUGCUCUUGCCUUGAAGCCCAGAAGUGGAACCUGGGACUAAGUUGUUGGAUUGUUAUGGACAUGUGCUGCAACACAGGCUCUCUUGGUGGGGCAGACUAUUGCAGAAAGAACUCUUGUGUGGAGUGACGCGUGAGACUGCUCUGAGGUGCUGGUCGGCUUUUGAAGUGGGAGAAAUAGUUUUAAAAAUGGGUGUGCGUGUUGUGGCUGCACCACUGAAAGACCUUGAUGGCUCACUUGUACAAACGUUGUCUUUACUAUGUGUUGUAAAUAAUGAGAACCAUACUUUCAUUAUAAAUAAAUGUAUAAAUAUUC
Tyto alba (common barn owl) is the source of this 4070-nucleotide messenger RNA. It is a transcript of the gene KHDC4, whose product is annotated as KH domain containing 4, pre-mRNA splicing factor. The coding region runs from base 57 to 1646 and encodes 529 amino acids. The transcript has 13 exons. Lineage: Eukaryota; Metazoa; Chordata; Aves; Strigiformes; Tytonidae. The record is from RefSeq and is a predicted model, not a curated record. Gene Ontology annotation, cellular component: nucleus. Gene Ontology annotation, molecular function: RNA binding.